Molecule: messenger RNA, 303 nt
Organism: Prorocentrum cordatum
Lineage: Eukaryota; Dinophyceae; Prorocentrales; Prorocentraceae
Source: the annotation of a GenBank genome assembly
AUGUUCGAUCCUCUCGCCCUGCUCUCCGACGGCGAGGCCAGCGCAGAAGAAGAACCUGGGGCUACAGCCGCUGAUCGCGCGGAUCAUGCAAAUAAUGAGCCAGCCAGCGCCUCGUCGAAACGAAAGCUCGGAAGCAUCGCUUUCGAUGACCUGGAGAGUGCGGGCUACAAGCCAGCCGACCUGCUGACGUCGGCGUCGUACCUCCACGAUGCUGCGGGGCAGGAGGGUCGGAAACCGAAGCGGCACGCUCGGGCUGCUGAAGAAGCUGUCCAUGAGAAGGAGGAGGCUGAUGACAAUAUUUAA